This is a messenger RNA of Camponotus floridanus (Florida carpenter ant), 1382 nucleotides long. RefSeq names its product ER membrane protein complex subunit 2. Bases 313 to 1182 code for a protein of 289 amino acids. The record is from RefSeq and is a predicted model, not a curated record. Gene Ontology annotation, molecular function: protein binding. NCBI's taxonomy places the organism in Eukaryota, Metazoa, Arthropoda, Insecta, Hymenoptera, Formicidae. Gene Ontology annotation, cellular component: EMC complex. Gene Ontology annotation, biological process: protein folding in endoplasmic reticulum. The transcript is spliced from 7 exons.
AUAGCAAUAUAUACGUAUAUAUAUAUGUUAUUUAUCACAAUUAUCUUUUUACGCUAUCUCAGGUGAAUUACUACCACGUUGCAACUCGAGAAGUGUUUGUAACGGCAGUAAUUUUGAAUCUUUGCGCUCUGUUACGAGGCAUAAGGAUAGAAUUUCUACAAAUGCACGAAAUAAUCCGAUGCUGUUUACAUUACGUCCUGCGAGCGCUUCAUGCCACAUCGUAUAACCUCUAGGAUAGCGCGUGACAAGAGUCAAUUCCGAGUGUCUUGUUCGCUUUUGUAGAGAUUUCUCUCGUCUUAUAAAGCGAUAGCAAUGGCUGGGUGUUACGACAAAUUAUCUUGGACAGAAGUACGAGAUUUAUUAAGAACUUGGAGAGAAGAUUCCGAACGACGAAGUAAAGAUGUAGUGGACUUUUGGGAAAAUGUAUUAAUAGGAAAAAUUGACCGUUUAGGCAAUGAAAAAUAUCUAGUUCUGGAACAAGUAUGUGUAGCUGCGUUGGAUUGUUACCGCCUGCCACUUGCUGAAUAUUGCAUUAAAAAUUUAAUGCGUGCAUUUCCUGGAAGCUUGCGUGUUCACAAAUAUCAUGCCAUGCAUUUGGAAGCAUUAGAAAUGUAUGAUGAAGCAAUGGAAGUCUUGGAGUCUAUUAUAAAAAGAGAUGAGACUAAUGCAGCACCAAGAAAACGUCGUGUAGCUAUUUUAAAGGCUCGAGGGCGUAUUCCAGAAGCAAUCAAAGAACUUACAGAAUAUCUGAAAAGAUUUAUGAGUGAUCAAGAAGCAUGGCACGAGUUGUGUGAUCUAUAUUUGCAAGAACAAGAAUAUUCCAAAGCAGCCUAUUGCAUGGAAGAACUUAUAUUGCAUAAUCCACACAGUCAUUUAAUUUACCAAAGAUAUGCAGAAAUAAAAUAUUCUCAGGGUGGAUUUGAUAACAUGGAAUUAGCAAAAGCAUAUUUCUGCCAAGCAGCAAAAUUGAAUCCAAAUAAUAUUAGAGCUCUAUAUGGCUUGUUAUUAACAACAAACAAUAUUGCAACGUCACCAAAAUGCCCUGCAUCUAAGAAGAAGGAAGCAGUGAAACUAAGUGAAUGGGCUAGUAAACAAAUUGAGAAACAAUAUGAAAGUAAAGUUUCAAACGAAGAUGUUAAGAAUAUAGAACGUUUACUAGGACAAUUGCAACUUGAAGCUUAGGUACUGUUUGACAAAUUGUAUAUUUAUUUUAAUUUUGUAACAAAAGUACAUAGCAUAUGUUUAAACAUAUUGCAUAUAACUAUUUCCAAAGAAUCUAUUGAGCACGAGAAAUUUUAGAUACAUUUUUGAGUUCUAUGCAGUUAAAAAAGAAAAUAAUCUGAUCACGAUUGAUGUAUUCAAACAGUAUUAUCUUUUUAUUC